AUGUCGUUGCCAGAGAUUAAAAAGGCGCUUCGUCGCCUGGUGAUUCCGGAGGGUGAGUGGCCAAAUGCCGACGAGCGGCGCCAGCCCUGGACACUUCUGGCAGAGCCCGUAGCAAAGUUGGAAAGCCAGAUAGGCCGACAAGGGGCUUCGAUUCUGGAUUUCGAUUCUUCACUGGUGCUGAGAGAUGCUUGGGCCGAUGCUCUACUCAGCCGACCAAUCGCACGUGUUUUUGCAGAGACCCCGAGCAUGCUUUCGGACAUGUUUGCUUUCGGCCGGCUCCUGGAGCAAAGCAGAUUUCGUGGUACGAUGUGCUGGCUGGACAGGUUUCGUGAAGUCGCAGCGCAUGUUGUUGCGCUCGUGGAACCGGAGACUGUGCAACGCUGCUUCGAAAGCGUGCGGAAGAAGCAGCCCCAACGCGGAGCGAGAAAACUUGGCGGUUGGGGGGCAGCCGACUGCCUCUGUGAGCUUCUGAGAAAAGGCCUUCCUCGAUGGUGCUGGGCUGGCAGCAUCCCGCCUUUCCACGACAGCCUGCUCCAGUAUAUCUUGGAACCAACUUUUCGUCAACACAGUCAACACUUCGAAGACAAAGAUGAAGCCCAGGGUAGACUUUGCAUCGCUGUAGCUGAGCGCCUCACUCUUGAGGAUCUGUGCUACCUGAACUCGUGCGGGCACUCUGCACUCCACUAUGCGAUCGAAUGCGUCCCGGGCUACUAUGCCAUUCAAUGCGUCCCAAGCUUUGCCAACCACCCUUCAAUGCAAAUCUGGAAAGAGGUGCGGGAUGUCAUCAAAGAUACCAUGGUGCAGCGGUUUAGAGCCGAGACAAAACCAGGGGAGAACCUGGACACUGCCUUGCAGAGUCUGCGUAGAGAAGCUCGUGCUUGUGGUCUUGAGGACUACUAUGACGACGACGACAAUUAUUGUCACUUCCAUGACGUCGUCGUUUCUUUCGAGGAGCAUCUCAGAAGCCUGACAGGGGAUGGAUGCUUGCCUUCCUUGACACCGGAUCGCUGUGCGCCCGCGGACCUUGCAGGGAGGAGGAGGAGGAGCCGCGGGCAGGAUGCUUGUUGGGCAGGCUGGCAUGGCUGGUCAGACAAUCCCGGAUGGUGGACAGACGGCUGGGAGUGGCAUCACCAUGGACCUGGCUGGGAAGCAGUCAUCGGUCCUGCAUGGCAGCAGGAAGUAUGGCAAUGCCAUGAGCAAGGCAGUGGCUAUGGCCGCCAGUCAUAUCCUAAAUUAAACCCCUAA
Symbiodinium sp. CCMP2456 is the source of this 1245-nucleotide messenger RNA. The record is from the annotation of a GenBank genome assembly. Lineage: Eukaryota; Dinophyceae; Suessiales; Symbiodiniaceae.